This is a messenger RNA of Mauremys reevesii (Reeves's turtle), 1976 nucleotides long. RefSeq names its product orthopedia homeobox (gene OTP). Gene Ontology annotation, biological process: neuron differentiation; regulation of DNA-templated transcription. Bases 1 to 978 code for a protein of 325 amino acids. The transcript has 3 exons. Lineage: Eukaryota; Metazoa; Chordata; Testudines; Geoemydidae. Gene Ontology annotation, molecular function: DNA binding; DNA-binding transcription factor activity, RNA polymerase II-specific. The record is from RefSeq and is a predicted model, not a curated record.
AUGCUGUCUCACGCCGACCUCCUGGACGCCCGACUCGGAAUGAAAGAUGCAGCCGAGCUGCUGGGACACCGGGAGGCGGUGAAGUGCCGGCUGGGCGUAGGGGGCUCUGACCCGGGAGGGCACCCGGGAGACAUGGCCCCCAACUCGGACACGGUGGAAGGGGCCACGCUCCUGCCCGGGGAGGACAUCACCACGGUGGGCUCCAACCCGGCCUCCUUGGCAGUCAGCGCCAAAGACCCCGACAAGCAGCAGGGGCAGCCGGGCGGGCAGAACCCCAAUCAAACGGGACAGCAGCAGGGGCAGCAGAAACAGAAACGGCACCGGACCCGCUUCACCCCGGCGCAGCUUAACGAGCUGGAAAGGAGCUUCGCCAAGACCCAUUACCCUGACAUCUUCAUGAGGGAGGAGCUGGCCCUGAGGAUCGGCCUCACCGAGUCCCGGGUCCAGGUCUGGUUCCAGAACCGACGCGCCAAGUGGAAGAAGCGCAAGAAGACCACGAACGUGUUCCGGGCGCCGGGCACGCUGCUGCCCACGCCGGGCCUGCCGCAGUUCCCCUCGGCCGCCGCCGCCGCCGCCGCCGCCAUGGGCGACAGCCUGUGCUCCUUCCACGCCAACGACACGCGCUGGGCCGCGGCCGCCAUGCCGGGCGUGUCGCAGCUGCCGCUGCCGCCGGCGCUGGGCCGCCAGCAGGCCAUGGCGCAGUCGCUGUCCCAGUGCAGCCUGGCGGCCGGGCCGCCGCCCAACUCCAUGGGCCUGUCCAACAGCCUGGCGGGCUCCAACGGCGCCGGCCUGCAGUCGCACCUCUACCAGCCCGCCUUCCCCGGCAUGGUGCCCGCCUCGCUGCCCGGCCCCAGCAACGUGACGGGCUCGCCGCAGCUCUGCAGCUCCCCGGACAGCAGCGACGUGUGGCGGGGAACCAGCAUCGCCUCCCUCCGCCGCAAAGCGCUGGAGCACACAGUCUCCAUGUGGUUCACCUAAUGGCAGGGCCGCCUGCCCCCCGCGCCCGGCCGCCGCCCCCCCCCCCCGCGGAUCGCGUCCUCCCCCCGCGCCCCCCCGACUUACUUACCAGGGAGUCGACUCAGGAUCUGAAAUCAGCCACCAAUGGACUGGUUUGUGGGCAGAGAAACACCCCCCGCCACCCCUCACACGCCCCCAGCCCCCAGGCCUGUGUUCCCGGGAGGAGACCCAACGACCAGGGCCUUGGGUCUGCACAGCACCACACGAAAGGACUCAUUGGGCAUUUGGGAUCUCGUUUUAAUUUGUCCCUUGUCUCCCUUCCCCACCCACCCAGCCAUUUAUUGGGCUUUGCCAAGAGAUCCAUUUUUUUUAAAAGCACAACAAUAUCAACCCCAACAACAAACAUUGCAGGGCUUUUUGGUCAGAAGGUUUCCUAACGGGCAGCACUGGCUUUGGGGGGCGGGAGGGAGCUGGGCAGAUUAAUGAAGUGAUGAGAGCAAUCAAGAGGAAAUUGAACCCAUUUUGAUAAAGCGUUUAUAAGUGAGAGCAAAAAUCAAAGUCAUGUUUCCUUUUGUAAAAAGUGUGAGGGGGGGGAAGCACUUCCCAUUUCUGGAUCUUUGAUUUCUUGAUCGAUUUAGUUGCAAACCUGUCACCUUUUUAUUUUUAUUUUGUUGCUGUUGUCUCUAUUGCAUCUUCUGCUGUUGCCACUGGCCCUGCAAGCUCAGUGGCAAGGGCCUGGUGCACAUGGACAGUCUCUCUCGCCAACCCUGCCAAACUUUGUACAGAGAACACAAUCAGCUCUUUUCUGCAUGUGCUGGUCCAGUCCAAUCCCGGAGAACAGAUGCUCUUUGGAAGAAUGAACAAACAAUGUGAAAUAGGAUGUUUUGUGUAGAUAAAGCAUUCUUGUUACAUACUGGUCGGUUUGUGAUCUGUUUUAACUUAUUGUCUGUGCUUAUUUAUUGAAUUUUGGGUUUCUUAAUAAAUGUUUGAGCUAAUAUAAAACAUAUUAUUUGACUUUU